CUGGUACACUCCCGUGGCUGCUGCUUCUCUUCCUCUUCACUCCUUCUCCUCUUCUACAUUUCAAAAUAUCAAUUGACCAUAACAUUCUCAUAAGGCAACGAAAUCGUGUAAGGUCAGAGGCUUUGGAUUCAUCCCGAUUCCCGAAGCCUCUUCGAUUUGACAGCAUACACGCACGUUGAACCAAUCAUACACACUCACAGAUAUCGAAACCUAGAAGUUUGGACGUUUUCCGACGGUUUUUCGCCGAUUCCGGCCAAUAUCGCCGGAGUUGGGCCUCGACUCGAGAGGUAAAAACACUCCUCUCUUCACGGGCUUUCAGAAUAUAUUCGUGGUGGUUGAGUUGAUCUUGAGCUUGGAUAAGCUAAAUGGACUAAUUGGAGACAUAAUUGAGACCUUGGCAUGUGUUGAAAUUUUCUUACGGUGAACCAAGUUCGAUUACUUCGAAUAUGUUCGUGUUCAUAUUUUUUGAGCUCUUCCAGAUCGACGGAAGGGCAAGGCUUCUCGAUAUUGAGCAAGCGGUGGUAACUGUGAGUGGACUUUUUUUUUCUUUUUUCUUUUUCCCCAUAAAAUGGUUUACUUGUAUAUCUAUAUACUUACAAAUGAUUUCUAAUGAUUUUGACUUAUUUGUGAUAAUGCGGUUUACUGUCGAUUAUUGUUGAUCUUGAUACUUGAGAAUUGUGGUUUAGUUUUGCAAACUAUUGUGGAGAUUUGAUCUUAUUAUUGACAUUCAUUUGGUGUGAUAUUGGUCUUAUGAGAUAAUGGUUUCAUUAAUAGGCAUGAUCAUGCAUUUUCUAACCCAUUGAAAUGAUGAUCUUCGACACCACUUGGUAUGCUUGCACUCAUGUCAUGGUACCCUUUUCUGCGGCAGUAGAGUAAAUUAUUGCCAUGACAUUCAUUAUGGGUUAAAGUCUCACGGUUGGGUUAGAGUCCCAACUCCAUUGUUAUUUUGGGUUAGAGUCGCAACUCAUUUAUUGGGUUCAAGUCCCAGCGUUUUGUGUUAACGUCCCGGCUAGGUACAUAUAAAUGGGUUCGAGUCUCGACAUGGGCAUAUGUGUUUGCUUUUCCAUUGGGGGACUUAUUGUGAUUUGGAUUACUAUGCUUACGGAGACUCCUUAUACCGUGAUGUUGAUUUACUGGUUUUGAAAUCCAUGGUUAUUUAUACAGUUUUGAGAUUUAUCUAUGUAUCUAUAUGUAGUAUGGAUUUUACACUACGGAUUUUCAGCAAGGGGGUUAGUAUGUUCAAAAAGAGAAAUUUUUUGAAAACUUUCCUUUUGUCCACUCACACUCUUCUUGUUUUGCGUCCCCUUCAAGACCUAGUAGCGGUUAUUGUAUCGACGUCGAGGAUUAGCGGGCAGUUCUGCCAUACUCUCGAAAAUGUAGAGAGACUUAUCCUUGUUGUAGGACCUUUUUUUUUUUUGAGGGAAAGGAAACUUUUAUAAAAAGGCACAAAAGCCAGAGCAAGGACUCCUUGUUGUAGGACCUAGUAGUAAAUCCAUCUGCGCAUGGAUAGAACAUCUAGACUUUCUUUUGAGAAUUUAGGCUUCCGCAUGCACAUUAGCACUCAUGAAUUGAACUAUGAACAUGCUUGUAGUGGAGGGUCUGCGACCCAUUAGGUGUGGCCAUUCGGGAUGUUCUGUUGUUAAACAAUUGUGAACUUUAUGGAGGUUGGUUUUAAUCACUUUUUACUGCAAAAUAUGCCAAUUUUUAGUAAUGCCCUACUUUGAAUUUAUAGUUGCACAUCAUUUAUGCAUGUUUUGGCUUGCGUCACCUUACAAGUGUCGGCCAACAUGAUAUGAUCUAGCUUUUUAUUUGAAUAUCUGGGUUGGGGUGUGUCAUAAGUUAUAUAUGGUACAAUGUAUAGUCCAUUAACACUAGUUUUGAGGGGAGUUGAGCAAAUGUGGUGUCAUUAACUAAUGGAAAAUUGUCUGCAAUAAGUGUAGGUUUUUAACAUUGUUCAACGUUUACAAGUGUUGAUGUCAAAUUGUGGAUCGACUUAGAAUGGGGAAGUCAACCUUUGCAAGGUUGUUUUGGUCGUUUAGCAAUAGUGCUCGUUAAUCUUUUCUUAACAAUUUUCGAGCAUAAAAUAAUAUUUUGAAAACUCGGCUAUUUUUUAAAAUUUUAAAAUUAUAUUGUUUUUAAUAUUAAUUAUACCGUAUAUACGUAUAGAAAAUGUGUACAAUAAAAUGUAAAUUUUAUGUAUUAUUAAUUAUAUAUGUAGGUAAUGUGUAUUACAUGUUAAAAUAUGAACGUGCGUGUAUUGUAUCUUGGAGAUUUAAAAAAAUUCAUGUGAUUUAAUGACUAAUUAAGUCGCGUACGGACAAUUGUAGUAUUUUUAAGAAAUAUGUGAGAAAUAUGUACGUAUAUAAUACACGUGUAUUCGAAUUUUGCUAACUAUGGUAGCAAAAGCAUUGACAAAUUCGGGAUUGGUAAUCAAGGCACCCACCAAAAAGCACCCAACAAUUAAAAGCAUAUUUGCAAUGAUUCCGAGUUGAUCUAAGAACUGACUUAGACAUUUUAUGCCCCACUUUUUUGGGAUGAGGAUCCUUUUUGGAUUUUCUUUGUGCAUCAGAACGGUUCAUCGUACAUUGUAUGGUUAGUUUUCGUUAGAUACUAUUUGUGUUUAAUUUUAAAUAAAUAAAUUCAAAAUGAUUUCUGAUCACACGAUGUACGAUAAACGGUUAGGAUUUUGGAUCCCCACAACUUGGAUCCGGAUGGGAUCCAAACCCACUUUUUUUGGUUAACUUGAGAGUCCCAAAGUUGGUUUUGCCUUUAUGUAGUUAUAAUUGUCAAUGAGCACAAAAAAUACAAGAAAUAAAACACUUGGCGACCAAGAAAUCCUAUUUAGGAAAUACAACAUUCAUUAAGGAUAAAUAAGUUAAUAAAUAAUAUUUCAAAUAGGUAUUGAAAUAAACCUCAUAUUGUAAUAAGUUAUAAUUUUUCUUGGUCCCAUCUUAAGGAAACAUGUCUCCACAGCAUUAUAAUUGUCAAUGAGUACAAAAAUAUGCAAGAAAUAAAAUACUUGGCGUCCAAGGAAUCCUAUAUAGGAAAUACAACAUUCAUAAUAAGUCAAUAAAUAAACUUUUUAAUUACACAUCUAUUAGGUAAUAACCUCCUUGAAGUUAUAAAAUUGGUUUGGUCCCGGCUGGUGUUUCCGUCAUCCAUCGAUAAGCCGCAUAAAUGACUAGAACUUGUUCCCUUUUCUGAGUUGCAUUUUGUCUACCGCCUUGGGCUUUUCUUCUUGUUGGGGGAAGUUCAGCUCUUCAUCUUAGUUGCUCCAGAAGCCUAGAAAUCAGAACCAAGCCAAGAUGAAUAAACCUAACUGAGAAAUACCUAAUUGAGAAAUACCUCCAUGUUCAGUACAUCUACAGGCUACAUCAUAGUACCUUACUGAAAAUAUUACUGACUUAUUUGUUUAAUACACCAGAAAAUGAAUAAACCUAACUGUAAAAAUCAAAAGUGAAAGAAAAAACUAGGUAUCCUUAGGAUAGAGGAGCACGUUGUGAGGCAAUACGUAUUAUUGUGCAAUGAUUUGGAAGAUUUGUUGUUUAAUUAGUUGUUCAAAUAUCAUUCUUGCAAAGGAUAAGACAAAUGUAUUAAUUCUGUUUAUAUAAGAAAUUUUUAUUAGCACUUCAUAAAAAUAAUACUGCAUUUCUUGCUCUGAUUUUUUUUUUUCACUAUACAAUAGUCAAUAAUUUCCCGAAAAGAAAAUAAUAAACAUAAAAUAAAUUAUUAAUGAAUUUUUGCUUUGUUGUCCUCUUCCGUUCACUGAUUAUACAUGCAGGGAGCUGAGCUUAUAGAAGCUAACAAGCGACUAAGACAGAGGGUAAGCAACUACCAUCUAUAUUUUUUUUCUUCUUUUUUUUAUUUAAUGAAAAACAGUCACUCUUAAUUAAAAAAUUAAAUCUGGACGAUUUUUUUCUUUUUUGUUUUUGCGUGGCAUGGUGAUGCUAUCGCCGGAGGAGAUAUCGGAUCUGCGGCGAAGAUGACUGCUCCGAUUUCUUGUUUCUCAAACUGGGGGGUAGGAAGAAAUGGUGAAAAUAAGGAAAGAGAAGAUCAAGAUCAGGAGGAUCGACUACUUGCCGGCAAGGCAGGUGACCUUCUCAAAGAGGAGAAGAGGGAUUUUCAAGAAAGCUGAAGAGCUGUCGAUUCUGUGUGAAUCUGAAGUUGCUGUUAUCAUCUUUUCUCAAACUGGCAAGCUCUUUGAUUUCUCAAGCUCCAGUACCAAGGAUGUGAUUGCAAGGUACAAAUCACAUACUGGGGAAAAAUCGAAUCAAUCGAUGCUUGAUCAGCUGCAGUUGGAGAAAGAAAACACGAUCAGGCUGAGUAAGGAACUUGAGGAUAAGACCCGCAAGCUGAGGCACCUGAAGGGUGAGGAGCUUCAAGACUUGGACCUGGAUGAACUGCAGAAGUUAGAAAAAUUGGUGGAAGCAAGCCAUGGCCGUGUGAUGGAAACUAAGGAAAAAAAGAUUAUGAGUGAGAUUAUGGCACUUGCGAAAAAGGGAGAUGAGCUUGUAGAAGCUAACAACCAGCUAAAGCAGAGGAUGGUGAUGUUAUCCGCCCGAGGAGAUAUCGGACCGGCGGCGAUCAUGGAGUUGGAAAACCUGAAUAAUGGUGGAGAAGAAGGCGUGACAUCUGAAUCAGCUACAAAUGUCACCACCAGCUCCAACAGUCCUCUUUCUCUUGAAGAUGACUGCUCCGACAUCUUGUCUCUCAAACUGGGGCUACCUUAGUUUCCCUGGUUAAGAAGUGGACACAGAUAGGAAGUUGCACUUCCUUAUAAUUUCUAAAUCAAGUCGAGUUAUGUAAAAUACGAAUGAUUUGUGUCUUCUAAAUAAAGUCGAGUUAUUGUAAGAUACGAA
Molecule: messenger RNA, 4859 nt
Organism: Malus domestica (apple)
Lineage: Eukaryota; Viridiplantae; Streptophyta; Magnoliopsida; Rosales; Rosaceae
Source: RefSeq, a predicted model, not a curated record